AUUCAAUUUUACAUUCAGUAAACUUUUUUAUUUACUAGUAUACGUCAGUCUGUAGUAAUAUACUGUUGUGUAGCUAAUACGUAUUUUUUUAAAAUGUAUUCCUUACUUAAUACAACAGAAAAUGCUCACGAAGACAGUAUUUGGACCUGUGCGUGGGGUUGUUUGAAGAAGAAAAAGGAAGCGCAGCCAGAUAAUGAUGAUUCGCGCGAUUCUGUACAAUCCAAUGAAGAAGAAACAUUGGAGUACUUAGUAACUGGCUCAGUUGAUGAUACCGUUAAAGUUUGGGAACAAAAAGAUAAAGCUUUACAGUUAAAACAUAAAUUAAGUGGGCAUUCACUUGGUGUGGUAUCUGUUGCUGUAAGUUCAGAUGGUUCAAAAUGUGCUUCAAGCUCACUAGAUUCCAGCUUAAAAUUAUGGGAUGUAGAAGCAGGAGAAAAAAUAUCAAGUAUCGAAGUUGGGCCUGUGGACAUUUGGACAGUGGUAUUUUCCCCAGAUGACAAGUUCAUUGUAUCAGGUAGCCAUUCUGGUAAAAUACAUUUAUAUGGAACAGAAAGUGGAAAACAGGAACAAACAUUGGAUACCAGAGGUGGAAAAUUUACUUUAAGUGUUGCCUUUAGUCCUGAUGGUAAAUAUAUUGCCAGUGGUGCAAUAGAUGGGAUUAUUAAUAUUUUUGAUGUUACCUAUGGAAAAGUAUUACGUACAUUGGAAGGACAUGCAAUGCCUAUCAGAUCCUUGUGCUUUUCACCAGAUUCACAGUUGCUUCUUACUGCAUCUGAUGAUGGACACAUGAAACUGUAUGAUGUGAAAGAUGCUAAUUUAGCAGGAACUAUGUCAGGGCACGCUUCAUGGGUUCUUAGCGUCGCUUUUGCUCCAAAUGGACAAAAAUUUGCAUCUAGUAGUUCAGAUCAUACAGUUAAAGUUUGGGAAUUAGCGCAACGACAAUGUUUACAUACAUUUAACGAACAUCAUGAUCAGGUAUGGGCUGUGAAAUACAAUCCGCAAAGAAACAACAUUAUUGCAUCGGUAUCCGAGGAUAAAUCUAUCAACUUAUAUGAAUGUCCAAUGUUCGAUAAAUAAAGUCAUUUUUAUAAGGAUA
Molecule: messenger RNA, 1096 nt
Organism: Megachile rotundata (alfalfa leafcutting bee)
Lineage: Eukaryota; Metazoa; Arthropoda; Insecta; Hymenoptera; Megachilidae
Product: WD repeat-containing protein SL1-17
Cellular component (GO): Cdc73/Paf1 complex
Molecular function (GO): protein binding
Source: RefSeq, a predicted model, not a curated record